Messenger RNA from Penicillium psychrosexuale, 411 nucleotides. RefSeq lists its product as uncharacterized. The record is from RefSeq and is a predicted model, not a curated record. NCBI's taxonomy places the organism in Eukaryota, Fungi, Ascomycota, Eurotiomycetes, Eurotiales, Aspergillaceae. The transcript has a single exon. Bases 1 to 411 code for a protein of 136 amino acids.
AUGAUUCACGACUAUGCUACCUCGAUUCUUAGUCGCCAUAAGAUCGAGUGGAAGCUUGGUUACAACUGGGCGUACAGAUUUAUCAAGCGUCUCCCCGACAACUGCCUCUAUACAAAGGGGCUAGGGGCGAAAGCGAAGGACCGGAUAUCAGGCCGAAAUCAGCCCACGGCUAACUCUUCAUCGUCUACGGAGAGGUCUGAUGAUAGCGCGGCACCACCAGAACUCCUCGACUACGCCUGCAAAUCCCUACGCGAUGGAUCUCUCGACCUCAACCAGCGAAAGCGAACACGCACUCGCCAUAACUGUGUCGAAGUACGCCACCCGGCGCGCAAGUGUUGCGCGUCGAGGACGGAAAAAGACAAGAAACGGAGUAAAUUGUUAGGCUGUGCGGUAACGAAGGGGAGAUCAUAA